AUGACUCAGCGCGUGGUACAGAACAUAGAGAACGACUACCUGAUCUGCAGCAUCUGUCUGGGACGCUAUACCGACCCCCGGCUUCUCCCCUGUGGUCACUCGUUCUGUAGACAGUGUCUCUCUGACUACAUCCAACAAACCGUCGUCAGUCCUAAUGCACGAACCCUGAAAUGUCCAAUAGACCGGGGCUUCGUCAGCGGGCCGGGGUCCAAUAUUCACACCCGCGAGUGGGCCUCUUCUUUUCCUGUGGAUCAGUUUGCUUUAAAUCUUCUCUCCAUCGUCAAUGAACAAGAGCGAGGUGGACCUAGGGUUGCUAUAAAUAGCCAACCAAUCAAUCGAGGACCUGGACCUCCCUCUUCUGGAACUUCUCACAAUUUCCAGACAUGCGCAGUCCACAAUGGACGUUUAAUGGAAUACUUUUGUAUUGGAUGCAAUGAACUCGUUUGUGCUCAAUGUGCAAUUGAUAACCAUAGAACAAGAAGAUGUGAUUGUCUUUCCUUUGAAGAAGCAGUGACUAAACUUCAGCCAAAGGCAAAUUCUUUACAUGUUCGAUUUCAAAAUUUGAUUUUUCGUGCUCAACAGUUGGCGCAAUAUGGUUCCCCAGAGCACAAUAGUUUACAACAAGCCAAAAGUAGAGCAAUGGAAAGUUUGACAGAAAUAGAGUCAAAUAUAAACCGUUUCUCGCAACUCUGUUUUCAAAAUGCGGAAGAUUUACGUCAAGAAAUCGCAUUUGCGGGACAAGAAUUACCUUCGGAAUCUCGUCAACUAGCGGUACUGUAUGAUAAAAUACAAGACACGAAACUAACAUUUGAUAACAUUCUGAAUACGAAUUCAACCCUAGAUAUCCUUAACACAUAUAGAAGAAUAGAGUCACAAGCCAGUGAAUAUGAUCGCUCGUUAGCCUCCACCACACAGAGAAACCCUCGAUAUAUCGAAAUGUCCGAUCAUGCCACCUUUUCUAGGUUCCUAAAUAACCCUCCACCCCUAGCUUCGCUCAAAGUCAAAUAUCCAAAUCGAAGAGACCAUCAACAACACAUAAACUCUAUUAAUGAGGACGUGGAGCAUAACGCCGCGGUAUCACCCUUAACACUGCCCGUCCAAAACCCAAACUCUGGGAACCGAAGAAUGUUAACCUCAACAGUUCGAGGACAUAGGACUCAAAACCGUCAAGAUCAGACUCGAAGCAAAAGUAAAUCGGUAAUAAAUGUUAAAAAUCCACAAGAAGACACAACAACAUGGCAUUUGAAUGGAAUAGUUUUCAUUGGGUAUCAUGUGCUGGUCAUUGAUUCGUACAACAACACGUUAAGAAAAUGCAGCAUUGCAGGAACAUUCACUACUCAUGAAACUUUACCCAUAGAGGGACCAGCGAGUAUCACGUUAAUGGACAACCCGACAGAAGUAGCAAUAUCCCAGCCUGAGAAAAAGCAGAUUGUUAUAAUUAGUACCGACCAGGAACUAGCUGUAAAGGAAACGAUUCGAACAAAUAAACCGUAUGAUGUUAUUUGCUUACACCAAAGAACAAACUUUGUUACAUGCAGUUUCAGGGGAGCUAAAUGUAUUGAUAUUAUUAACAGGGUCGGCCGUGUUCAGAUCUCGAUAGAGAGGUCUCGUAUUUUACGUGACCCUCGAUAUCUCACCGUGACACGUGACGGAUUAAUUGUAGUCAGUGAUAAUGAAUUACGUCGCGUGAUUUGCAUGAAUUCAGAGGGACAAGUACAAUGGACGCAUACCCCGAAUGCGGCACCCUGGGGUGUGGCUUCGGAUAAAAUGGGUAAAAUCUACGUUUGUUUGGAUAAUAAUGACGUUCAAACACUGUCAGAUGAAGGUCAUGUGCUUGAAAAGAAAUUCUUGUCUGCAAGGGAUGGGAUAAAAAUGCCGUAUGCUAUUUGUGUCAGAUCAAGACAACUUGCAAUUACGGAGUUUGGUUCCAGUUUAUUCACUCCAAAUAGUCCUUGGGUUCACAUCAUAUCAGUUUAGCUGGAAGGCGGAAUGGUGCUAUCUGU
Molecule: messenger RNA, 2003 nt
Organism: Saccostrea cuccullata (small rock oyster)
Lineage: Eukaryota; Metazoa; Mollusca; Bivalvia; Ostreida; Ostreidae
Product: tripartite motif-containing protein 2-like
Exons: 1
Coding region: 1-1977 (658 amino acids)
Biological process (GO): protein monoubiquitination
Molecular function (GO): zinc ion binding; ubiquitin protein ligase activity
Source: RefSeq, a predicted model, not a curated record